AUGAGACCGCUCCUCCUGGCCCUCCUCGGCGUCUGCUGCCUCGCCGCGCACGUGGUGGAAGGUGUGGGGAGUGAGGCCCUGGAACAGAAAAUCUGUGUGAGUCUGACUACCCGGCGGCUGCCCGUGAAAAACAUCAAGACCUACACCAUCAAGGAGGGGCCCAUGAAAGCAGUCAUAUUUAUUACCAGACGUGGAUUUAAAGUCUGUGCUGAUCCACAAGUCGAAUGGGUGAAAAAAGCGGUGGAAACCAUGGACAAGUCCAACAAAAAAAUCACAAACCAGACCAAGCCCACGGGAGCCCAGCAACCCACCAGAACAGCCGUGACAAGGAGGUAG
This is a messenger RNA of Miniopterus natalensis, 336 nucleotides long. It is a transcript of the gene XCL1, whose product is annotated as X-C motif chemokine ligand 1. Gene Ontology annotation, biological process: cell chemotaxis; positive regulation of GTPase activity; antimicrobial humoral immune response mediated by antimicrobial peptide. The record is from RefSeq and is a predicted model, not a curated record. Lineage: Eukaryota; Metazoa; Chordata; Mammalia; Chiroptera; Miniopteridae. Gene Ontology annotation, molecular function: chemokine activity; CCR chemokine receptor binding. Gene Ontology annotation, cellular component: extracellular region.